AUGUCUUUUUCUGUCAAUAUCUUCCAAUAUAAAACCAACUUGCCUGCAAUUGAGUACGCCUCAGACGGAACGCCGCAAAACUUCCUCAUUUUCAUAGGCGGUUUGGGAGACGGGCUCCUUUGCACCAAGUACAUUCCGUUGAUAGCCGACUACUUCAACACUCAAUUAGAAGGUAAAUGGGCUGUGGUGGAAACAUUGAUUUCCUCGUCAUAUAUUGGUUGCGGCACGGGCAGUUUGAAGCGAGAUGUCCGUGAGUUGGGUCAACUCGUGAAGUACCUUAGAACAGAAAGAGGAUCUAAAGACUCGAAGGUCGUGCUUAUGGGCCACUCAACUGGGUGUCAGGACACUUUGGAGUACCUUUCCAAGUACACAUUUCAAGAGGACUUCGAAGAAAUCCUGAGAUUAGACGGUGGUAUCUUGCAGGCGCCAGUAUCGGAUACGGAAGCCUCGGAGUACUUCCACAAUGUCAAGGAGAUGCCGAAGCUCUUAGAGGAGGCCAAGAAACUUAUAGAUGAAGGAAGAGGCGAGGAAUUGGCUUCAGAGGAGGCAAGAAAGGCAUCUUUUGGUGUGCCAGUUUCGGCAUACAGAUUCUACUCGUUGAAUGCUAGAAGAACAGAUGAUGACUACUUCUCCUCGUAUCUCGAGGACGACGACUACAAGCAAACAUUUGCCAAGAUUCAGCUGCCUAUUCUUGUCUUGGUAGGUGAGAAGGAUGAGUUUAUUCCUCCAACCGUUGAUCGCCAGGCGUUGCUAGAGCACUGGAAGAGAAAUACCCCUGCUAAGUUGUGGAGUGCUUACAGUAAAGUUGUCAAAGGUGCUGAUCAUAAGGGAGGUGGCCCAUUAUCGGAAGAAGGUGCCGCUGACGAUAUUGCAAAGACUGUAGUAAAGUAUAUAACUGAGACGUUCUAA
Molecule: messenger RNA, 909 nt
Organism: Candidozyma auris
Lineage: Eukaryota; Fungi; Ascomycota; Pichiomycetes; Serinales; Metschnikowiaceae
Exons: 1
Coding region: 1-909 (302 amino acids)
Source: RefSeq, a predicted model, not a curated record